This is a messenger RNA of Dothidotthia symphoricarpi CBS 119687, 978 nucleotides long. RefSeq lists its product as uncharacterized. The record is from RefSeq and is a predicted model, not a curated record. Lineage: Eukaryota; Fungi; Ascomycota; Dothideomycetes; Pleosporales; Dothidotthiaceae. The transcript has a single exon. Bases 1 to 978 code for a protein of 325 amino acids.
AUGAAGAUACACGCCAUCAUCCCCUCACUCGUGCUCUUACUCGCUGUCUCCACGGUGGCGGUGCUGCCAGUGGCUGACACGAAGAAGUCUGUAUCUAGCAACGUGUUGUUGCGUGGAAGCAAGCUUUCUACCGUUCUUCGACCUACGCGAUAUCGGAAACUUCAUCAAGGGUAUGGAAGGGCUCCGCCGAAACCUGCGAAGGGUCUGGAGGCUGCUGCCAAUGACCCUGCUGCCGCCAAUGACCCGGCUGCUUCGAAUGACCCGGCUGCUUCGAAUGACCCGGCUGCCGCCAACGAUCCCGCCGCUGCACAUGAUCCCGCUGCUGCACACGAUCCCGCCGCCGCCAACGACCCUGCAGCUUCCGGUGACUGUGCGGCAGCAUGUGGCCCUCCCGCUGGUGUACCUCCUCCAGCGCCAGCUUCUCCUCCUCCAGUGCCCGCGGCCCCUGCCCCAAAGCCAGCGCCCGCAGCUCCUGCACCACCAAAGCCAGCUCCAGCAGCCCCUGCACCCUCCCCCUCGCUCUUCAAACCGCAACCAGCCCCCAUAAUCUUCGACCCAAAGCACAUAUCCUACGCCUCAGCAUCCCCACCCGCCCCAACCAAAGAGCCCAACUCCUCCCCAGGCGACGUAUACAUGUGCACAGGCGAAGACUUCACAGGCGAAUGCGAGUACGCGCACCUCGUAUCAUACAAGUGCCAGAAUCUAUCUCCGGAGUGGCAGAAGAAAUUAACCAGUAUCCGCCCGGAUAAGAAUCAGAUGUGCUGGUUCUUCGAGAAGAAGGAUUGCUAUGGGGGUGAGACGUGGUUGAGAUGGCCUGGGAGUGGGGAUUUGAAGGGCAGGGCGUUCGAUAAUAGGGUUAUGAGUUGGCAGUGUAAUGAGGAUAAGUGUGAUGGGGUGCAGAAGCCGGGGGGUUGUAGUGAGAACGCUGAUGGGUCGCCGAAGAAGAAAGAUGGGAGGGGGGUGGGGUUUGUUGCGUGA